ACACUUGUGAUCAGACUCUCAAAGAGAUCCAAAGCACUUCUUUUUCAAAACAUGGACCAAUCCAUAGUUCUUUCUCUAGCACUAGCCUCACUCUUGGUCGGAGUCGUCUCAGCUCGUGACUGGAACAUCUUGAACCAGCUCAAAGGACUGUCUUCAUCUUCAAGCCAAAACGGUAUUGUUUCUUCAGGGGUCUCGACGAACUUGAAACGUUACUGCGAAAGCUGGAGGAUCAACGUGGAAGUACACAACAUCAGAAACUUCGAUGUGGUGCCUCAGGAGUGCGUGUCGCACGUCAAGAAGUACAUGACGUCAUCGCAGUACGAGGACGACGUGGAGAGAGCCGUUGAUGAGGUCAUCCUUCAUUUCGGGAGCAUGUGCUGUACCAAGACCAAGUGUGAUGGCAUGGACGCUUGGAUCUUUGACAUUGAUGACACGCUUCUCUCUACCAUUCCUUACCACGAGAACAAUGGCUACUUUGGAGGAGAGAAAUUGAACUCUACUAAAUUCGAGGACUGGAUGAGGAAGAGGAAAGCACCAGCAGUGCCACACAUGGUGAAACUGUACCAAGACAUCAGAGAAAGAGGCAUCAAGAUCUUCUUGGUCUCUUCCCGUAAAGAAUAUCUCAGAUCUGCCACCGUUGACAACCUCAUCCAAGCUGGUUACUAUGGCUGGUCCAACCUCAUUCUCAGGGGAAUAGAAGAUGAGCACAAGGAAGUUAAAGAGUACAUGUCAGAGAAGAGAGCAUGGUUGAUGGGUCUUGGUUACAGAGUCUGGGGAGUGAUGGGAAGCCAAUGGAGCAGUUUUGCAGGCUGUCCUCUUCCCAAGAGAACCUUCAAGCUCCCAAACUCCAUCUACUAUGUGGCCUAAAUCAUUACACUGCAAAACUUUGAUUUAAGCUUCUCGGACCAAGAAGAAGCACCCACCCAUGAAUAAGAGAGAAUGGUUUUGAUUGUGAUUCUUAUUUUUGCUUUCCCUUUCAUGUCAUCUUAUAUCAAGAGAUUUAUGAAUAAAAAGUUUUUUUUGUUUU
This is a messenger RNA of Raphanus sativus (radish), 1027 nucleotides long. RefSeq names its product acid phosphatase 1-like. Lineage: Eukaryota; Viridiplantae; Streptophyta; Magnoliopsida; Brassicales; Brassicaceae. Bases 52 to 867 code for a protein of 271 amino acids. Gene Ontology annotation, molecular function: acid phosphatase activity. The transcript is spliced from 3 exons. The record is from RefSeq and is a predicted model, not a curated record.